AGUGCAAACUCAACCUAGCUCCCGGAUCGUGAGUGAUUUUUUCAGAUUCCUUUCGUACAUAAAAUCACGAAAAUUCCCUAGAAAACACCGAAAAAUCGCGACAACACAAACAGAAGAAUAAUUAAUUCCACUGCUCUUAUUGUAGUCCGAGCUUUUGCUUUUUUGUUGUUCAACGUAAUCGUGAGGAAUUCGGAAAAUCAUACGAAUGUGUUCGAAGUGUAAUAGGGACACACGUGGAUAGAAUUUGCUGAUAAAUCUAUCCUGGUAUAAAUCUGCAUAUCGUGAACGACGUAGUGGUUAUCGACCGAUUCAGACUCCACGGAAACUCGGUGAUUAUCGUACAUCACGAGCUCUCGAUUUUCAGUUGGGAAACUGGACACAAACAUGUCGAAAUGAAACGGUUAAACUGACGAGUGACUGGAGUUGACUUUCGGUGUCAGUUUACUAAAGGACAAUAGAGAAUAAAUAACUGCAGUUUUCGGUAUUUUCCAAGUGCUAUUUUUAUAAACAAAAAAGGCACGUGCGUGUGCGGUGUUAUUUCAUUGAAGCAAAUGCGUCCACGCGAUCCUGGAGAUACUGAUAACAUCGUUGGUGAAGUGAGACUGGAACACGGGGGGUGUUGAAAGGCCAAAUUUUGUUUUCAGCCUUUUUUCUUUGGUUGGGCGUUAACAAAUAUGCGGGCAUCGUUGAUUUUAAUCAGUGGAAUUAUUGUACUGUCGCUGGCCGUUGCAAGAGCUUUGUCUUGUGUGUGUUCGCCAUUAGAAUGUGAUGUUUUGACUGAGGAGGAUUGCCCGGGUGGUCUCACUUGGGAUCCGUGCAGAUGCUGCAAAGUUUGUGCGCGUGUCGAGGGUGAGCCUUGCGGCGGAUUGUUUGGAUUUUCUGGUAGUUGUGCGGUUGGCCUCCAGUGUGUCAUUAAGAAUCUUUGCCCACCGGAGGUAUUGGACGAGGGAACAUGCUCAAAGAUACCUGGCAGAUGGCGACGACAUUGUCCACAUGGGCGGAAAAUGUCAGGAGCAGGGUGCAAUUUAAUUGGCGAGGGAACGUCAAGUGAAAGUGGAAAGAGGGAAAACAAUGGGAAAUGCGUGUGCGGUCCUUCAGUACCAUGGUGUCCUGAUGAAGCACAUCCUUAUACAUUUAAAACUAGGCAUGAGUGCAAGCUUAAUCUUGCCGCCAAGACUGCAUACGAUAACCUCAUCAGUGCGUCCGACUCAUAUUCCAUGGAGGGAGUUCGUGGUAUAAUCUGUCCAGAAGACAGCAUAGUAACGGAGAAUGGUGAAUGCAAAUGCAUAUCAGCAUGUCCACCGAAUAAAUGCACGCAGGGCGAACGGCCUGUUCAAGUGAGGGCUGCAUCACCCGAUGUACCAGGCAGCUGUUGCCCUAUCUACAACUGCAUUCCCUUAGAAACAGUAUCAUGGGAUGAUACAGAUGACAGUGAGUUACCAAAGGAUUGUGUUGAUCACAAUGGUGUACCCCGAGCAAUAGGCGAUCGUUGGGAUCAAAAUCCCUGCGUUAAUUGUACCUGUGAGGAAUCGAAUGGGAAAGGAAGUGUUUCAUGCCACGCAACAAUGUGUAAAAGCUGUGAACAUGCAGUACCAGUGAUGCCUGGUGAAUGUUGUCCACGUUGCCACGAUGGAACGAAUGACACGAGUGCAAUUACAACCAGCGACGCAACUACGACUACGACAGUACCGCUUGUCGUGCCAAUAUCAAACUGUCAAUCACUCGAAGAUUGUGAACUGCCCUGUCACCUUGGCGCUGAGAACGACGACGGAUGUCCCAUUUGCCAAUGUCCGAGUGUCACUCAGAGUACUACGGGACUAGAUCCAACGGACAAAAUUUGCCCGGAGCUACCGCACUGUGGUCUCAAUUGUGAGCUCGUGAAGGACCAGGGUGGUUGUCCUGUUUGCGCUUGUGAGGAUAGCAUUGAAUCAGACGUUUCUGUUAUACCUCAAAAUGUACCACUGCCAAAUGAAGAGGAAGAUGACAGUAGUAUCGUAUGCCCUGAGCUUAAAUGUGAUCUUCAUUGUGACCGAGGUCUCAUCAUGGAUGAGAAUGACUGCACAGUGUGUCAAUGUAAACCACAUGCAACUGGAUGUCCAAUAAUCAGUGCAUGCAAGAAAAAAUGCCCCUAUGGAUAUAAACUCAAUAGACGUGGAUGUCUGACUUGUCGUUGUCGGGCGACUUGCACGGAUCAUCAAAAUGAAAUACAUCUCGAGGGCUCUUCUUGGCAGCCUGAUGUUUGUACAUCGUGCACUUGCGAUACAUUGAGGGGCCUGACAUGCAAGGAAACAGUUUGCUCUGUUGCAUGCGCAAAUCCAUUGCCACCAAAGCUUGGCACCUGCUGCCCGGUUUGUCCGAUAAAUGAGACUUCAACCAAGAAUGAACAGCAGGUGUCACGAAGUUGGGGGAUUAUUCCAAUAACGCUAAUAGCUGUUCUAACGUUACUCGUCAUUCUCCUAAUGAUCUACGUUGUACGCGGAAGAUUUCGAGGGCGCCUAUCGCCGUCAACAACGAUCUACUCAUCGUAUCCGGCUCAGUAUUACAAAUGCGUGCCGGCAUAUGAUACACCGGUACAUCGAGGUGAAAAAAUUGUGCCCCUUUAAAAAAAGUAUAAUCAUCCCUUUAUGUUUUCCCAUUGUAAAAAUUUAUUAAAAAGAAAAAUGGAGUUUGUGAACGGAACUACAUCUUCUCCCGCUGUUCAGCACUGAGAAAUUAUUUUAAUUAAAGUAGCCAUUAAAAUUUCUUCCUCUACUCUCAUCCAAUUUUCCAUAAAACCUCCGCUUCUUUCGUAGCGAUAAAAAAAUCUUUAAGUGAUAGAAGUUAGUUGAAUAUAUUGAUCUCUAGACCACUAUGGAUUUCUUCUAUUCAUUUUUGUUUUAUUAUUAUUUUCUUUCCUUCAGUGGAUGUUGAGACGAGUGAUACACUCAGAGAGAUUUGAAGUAUUAGAAUGUUUUAUUUCGCCAUAUCCAGAAAAGUGAUAGAUAACUAUUCGUCAUUUUUCUUAAAGUUAAUAACAUACUCAAGAGUCAUGAUGAGUUUGUUAGUGUAAUAAAAUCAGACUUUAUUGUUUACUUUUUAUUAGGUUUAACCACUAGCUGUGUUAUUAGACUGUUUUUCCUCGUCAAACUUAUUUAAGAACUUUUGAUUUUUUUUUUAUUAUGAACAAAUAAGGAUAAGAAUAAACGGUUAACCCUGAUCUAAUAUUUAUAACUGAUGAAGUUGUUGGAUUUAAAUUGUGAGAAAAUGAGGAGGAAUGUGAAGAAUCGUUGAAAUACAAUUAUUGUAAAUAUUCUUCAUGCUUCAUCGACGCUUUCGAGACUGCGCAAAUAAUCAGAAAAAAAAAUUAUCAUGUUCAGUGGGAUAUAUUUUCAUUUUUUUUUCGGUGGAGAUUGAUUUUGCAAUUUUUUAAAUGCAUAAAUAAAAAGGAGGAAUUCAAAUUUAAUUCAAUGAUAUGAGAAAAAAACUAUCUACACAUAUCCAUGUAUCUAAAUACACACGUAGAUAUCAUUGUCCUUUUUAAAUUAAUAUAUAUUUUUUCAAUGUGACAUCGUCAAACCUCUAAUUCAUGUAAACGAAUAAUGAAAAUAAAAUGAUUUAGUGUUCUAGGGAUUUAAACUUAAUAUAUAGACGUAAUUAUAGUAAUAAAAUUACGAUAAAAACACAAACCAUAUACACAUGCAGUAUAAAUAUAUUUAUUGUCAAUAUAACAUAGGAUUAAAUUUCGUACGUGUACCUUGGAGACAAUAUUUAUAAAACAAAUAUUUGGAUUAAAGGAUAUUGAAAAAAAUGCCAUGAAAAUAAAUUUUUUUUUUCGAAUGGAAAUGAAAAAACUAAUAAUUCAUGAAAAAUAUAAAAAUUCUGAUAAAGUUGUAAUGAUAAAAGUGGAAGAUGAGUUAGUCAUAAAGAAUUAGCGUUGCUUUCUUCAUCAAUGAACAAAUCACGUUUCGCUAUCCUCUCAGUUGUGGAGAGUUUUGUUAGUCGUCAUUGAGAGAUGAAAUAAUAAUCAUUAUCUAAUAUGAGAAGUCAUUCUGAAUUUUCGAGUGUCCUGGAAUUUGGUAGAAAAGUAAUAGAACUGGUCAAGUCAAUGAAUCCGAGUAAUUCCAAAAUCAUUUUACUCAUGAAUGGCCUGGGAAAGUGAGCUCAACUGUUUCACUCAGAUUAAUCCAAUUUUCCCAUAAAAUUAUGUUCUUAUUAGAUUAAUGGAUAUUGGGAUGGAAAUCCGUCACGGAAAUGAACAUCAUUUGAUUGUUUUGCACUGCAUGUUCAUUCCCAGAGUCCAAAAAAUUAUUAUUGCUAUCCCGAACCGCAAUACUAAAUAGAGUUCUCAACAAAUAAUUAUGAGAACAAUUUUUUGCUUUAAUGGCUUCAACGAAUGGAUCUUCGAUUGCCUCACUUUGCUCGACUCUUCCUGAUUAAUUAGUCAUUCCCAGGAAUAUUGAAAUCACCUCAUCACGGUUCACCACUUGAACGUAAUUAAGUUGGACUUGACCUGUUUUAUCCCUUCGAUACCGAAUGAAUGAAAACAAAAUUCAACACUAUCAUUGAGAACAUACAUUCAUAUCAAUGUAACGUAUCAAGUAAAUCAAUGAGAAAUUACUAAAACCAAUAAUUAACGCGUUACGAAUAACUAUUGUAUGUUAAAAAACUGAAGACUCAAUAAAAAUUGUUGAUACGCAAAA
Molecule: messenger RNA, 4679 nt
Organism: Diachasmimorpha longicaudata
Lineage: Eukaryota; Metazoa; Arthropoda; Insecta; Hymenoptera; Braconidae
Gene: cmpy
Product: cysteine-rich motor neuron 1 protein
Exons: 9
Coding region: 675-2603 (642 amino acids)
Biological process (GO): regulation of cell growth; regulation of signal transduction
Cellular component (GO): extracellular region
Molecular function (GO): serine-type endopeptidase inhibitor activity; insulin-like growth factor binding
Source: RefSeq, a predicted model, not a curated record